Molecule: messenger RNA, 1796 nt
Organism: Aethina tumida (small hive beetle)
Lineage: Eukaryota; Metazoa; Arthropoda; Insecta; Coleoptera; Nitidulidae
Product: mitogen-activated protein kinase 15-like
Exons: 1
Coding region: 314-1714 (466 amino acids)
Biological process (GO): intracellular signal transduction; protein phosphorylation
Cellular component (GO): cytoplasm; nucleus
Molecular function (GO): ATP binding; MAP kinase activity
Source: RefSeq, a predicted model, not a curated record
AUUUUAUUUUUGAUCACUACUACUUUGAUGAAAGAAUGCAUCAUCAUCCCAUAAAAGAGAUUUAAUAGUAGGUUUAGUCUUGACAAAUUGGUAAUAUACAAAAUAAAUGUGCUAAUGCAUUUGUUUAAUUUUAAAAUAAUGGCGACAUUUUGAAUUACUGCCAUGAGAAAUUUAUUUUUUUACGUAAAUAUUUAAGUAGCUAUCAUUACGGUGAAUAUUAAUGAGUCAAUUUUGACACAUUUAUCAAGUUUACAAACAUUUUGUCUGUCAAUUUUGUCAAUAUUUUUAUUGUGACGAAAAGGACCUCAUCCAAAUGUCCAAAUCCAAAGAAAAGUUAUCGGAAUUCGAUGAGCACAUAGCUAGAAAGUUUAUUAUACAAAAAAGAUUGGGUAAGGGAGCAUAUGGGAUUGUGUGGAAGGCUACAGACAAAAGAACUAACCAAACAGUGGCUAUGAAAAAGAUCUUCGAUGCUUUUAGAAACGAAACUGACGCCCAACGCACCUUUAGAGAAAUUAUGUAUUUGCAAUCGUUUAAAAACCAUCCGAACAUAAUCAAACUGCUCAGUAUACAUAAAGCUGUCAAUAACAAGGACAUUUACCUGGGAUUUGAAUACAUGGAGACCGACUUACAUAAUGUCAUAAAGCGAGGAAACAUAUUGAAGGAUGUACAUAAACGAUACAUAAUAUAUCAACUACUAAAAGCCAUCAAAUAUAUACAUUCUGGAAAUGUGAUUCACAGAGAUUUAAAACCAAGUAACGUAUUAUUAGAUAGUGUGUGUAGAUGUAAGUUAGCUGAUUUCGGAUUAGCUAGACUCGUUACACAGAAGUCAGAUUCACGAAAGGAUUUUAAUCCAACCCUAACGGAUUACGUGGCAACACGGUGGUACAGAGCUCCGGAAAUACUCGUUUCCAACAGAAGAUACUUCAAGGGAAUAGACAUGUGGAGUAUGGGUUGCAUUUUAGCAGAAAUGUGUCUUGGCAAACCAAUUUUUCCAGGAUCAUCUACAGUAAAUCAAGUUGAAAAGGUAAUGGCGGUCAUUCCUACACCUACUUCUGAGGAUAUUGCCGUUGUUUGUACUUCUGCAGUUGGAGCAUCGAUGAUCAAAAAGGCCUCGGCUGUUCAGAACAUUCCUUUAAUCAGCAUUUUUGAGGAUGAUGUACCAAAUGAUGCUUUGGAUUUGAUUAGUAAACUGCUUGUGUUUAACCCGACUAAAAGAUUUUCAUCGGAAGAAGCUCUUGAGCACGAAUACGUAUCGCAGUAUCAUGAGCCGAACAAGGAAAUUACAUUACCAUUCAAUGUGUCUAUUCCCUUCGAUGACGAUAUACGCAUGUCAAUUGAAGACUACAGAAAUAAGUUGUAUGAAAUAAUGUCGACCAACAAAAUUACCACAAGAGUCAAACCGAAAGUAACUCCAGACAUCCAACCCAGGAUUUGUAAGAGUACUGAACAGUACAUUAGGAAGCAUAUCAAUCGUCUAAACAAUCCACCAACUGCUAAAAAAACAAUCAAGGCAGUUGGGGCGAGCAGUAACUUGGGACUGAGACAAAAAAAUCAUGCUUUACCGACGAAUCUGAGAGAUUUCAAAGGAGGUGGCGACGAAUACAAGUUGAAAAUGAAGUUUAAGGCGGCCGUUUGCAAAAAAACUCCCCUUAAAUUGGAAACAUGCAAUCCUCGCACAAUUACCAAAUCUCUGAGAAUGGCGGGUUUGAGAUGACUUUUACAAUUCCUAUUUUAUACAUUUUAAUUAUAAUCUACUAUUUCGGCACCGUAUGUGCAAAUAAAAUGAUUUAAAUCAA